Molecule: messenger RNA, 1709 nt
Organism: Diuraphis noxia (Russian wheat aphid)
Lineage: Eukaryota; Metazoa; Arthropoda; Insecta; Hemiptera; Aphididae
Gene: Rrp1
Product: Recombination repair protein 1
Biological process (GO): base-excision repair
Cellular component (GO): nucleus
Molecular function (GO): double-stranded DNA 3'-5' DNA exonuclease activity; endonuclease activity; DNA-(apurinic or apyrimidinic site) endonuclease activity
Source: RefSeq, a predicted model, not a curated record
AUAUUAUACUAGAAAUUCACGACUWCACGASGUAAUUCAAAACGCGAAGACAAACAAAAUCAAAUAUUGCCACCUGUCAAUUAAUAAGUUAGGCGUUGGAGUGUUUUUCAUUAUACUUUGUUGAUUAUAAAUAAUUGUAAUCAAUUAUUUUUSAACAACUCUCGAGUAGCCAGAGGCGCCAGACUCGAGUAAUCAUAAACAUUGGUACUUCGGUGGGCCAAACUACACUGAAAACCAUAAUUUGUUUCUGAUCAUUUUUAUUCAAAAUUAUUAUAUUUAAUACCAUGAGUGCUAAAACAAAACAAAAAAAAAUGGCGGACUAUGUCACAACAACUACAGAUAACUCAAAGAAAAGAGCACGAAACAAUGAUGGAGAUGAUUCAGAGUCUAAAAAACCCAAGUCAGGACAAGUUGAUUUGAACAAAAUAAAUUUUGUUUGUGAGAAAAAAAGUGCUAAAGGUCUUACUUGGAAUCUAAAAAUUAUUUCAUGGAAUGUUGCUGGUCUUAGAGCAUGGCUUAAGAAAGACGUUAUAGAAUAUCUUAAAAAAGAAGAUCCCGAUAUUAUUUGUUUACAAGAAAUUAAAUGUACCGAAAAACAAAUGCCAGAUGAAGCAAAAUUACCGGGAUAUAAAAUUUAUAUUAAUUCAGGUGACAAAGCUGGUUACUCGGGAGUUGCUUUGUAUUCUAAAAAAGAACCUAUUAGUGUGAGAAUGGGAAAAGAAAUAAAACAAUUAGACGAUAAUGAAGGUCGUGUGAUAGAAGCAGAAUAUGAAAAAUUUUUCCUGGUUUCUACUUAUAUUCCAAAUGCUGGUGCAGGAUUAAAAACAUUGCCAAAAAGAAUGAAAUGGGAUGAGGAAUUUCGUCAAUAUUUAAAAGAGUUGGAUACCAAAAAACCAGUUGUUUUGACUGGUGAUUUAAAUGUUGCUCAUGAAGAAAUUGAUAUUGCAAACCCGAAGACUAAUACAAAAAGUGCAGGUUUUACAAAAGAAGAAAGAGACAAUAUGACAUUGCUUCUCGAACAAGGAUUUAUCGAUACAUUUAGAACAUUAAACCCUGAAAAAACUGGAGCCUAUACUUUUUGGACUUAUUUCCAUAACGCAAGAGCUAAAAAUGUUGGAUGGAGACUGGAUUAUUUUAUAUCAUCAAAAAGAUUCAUGGAUAAUGUAUGUGAUAGUAUUAUAAGAAAUGAAGUACUAGGUAGUGAUMAUUGUCCAAUUGUGUUUUACAUUAAUAUUUGAUUAUAAUUUUUUUUUUUAAAUUAUAAGACUUAUCAAAUAUACACUGUGCAAAUUACUUCUGUAAACAUACUACUUUAUUUAAAAUCAAUCAUUGUAUGAGUAUGUAACUAAAGUAAAACUAAUUUAAUAAAUUAAGAAUCUGAAUCUCAUUGCUGUAGACAAAAUUUUAACCUAAAAUUACUUUACUUAUGUUCAUUAUUACCUUCUAAAAGUUGUCUCUAAAUACACAGUACAACACUUGCUUUAAAAAACAUAAGGUGAUUCUACUUGUAAAUAUUCCGGGUACCAAUUUUGACAACAGUUCUAUGAUAGUACUAUGAGAUCACGGUAAGUAAUGGCAGUAUGGCACCAUACACUCGGAAGCCUGAUUUUAUUUUUUCUUAUUGUAUUUAAAACACAAGGUAGACAAAAUAUUUUUUUUGUAAAAUUAUGUAAUAUUGUGAAAUUAGAACUUAUAAGUGUUUUACCUGA